AACAUCAGCAUGUAGAGGGGAUUAGUAGACACUUGUAGAGCUUCACCACUUACAUGGACAGCUACCGAAAUACACAUCCCCUCUGCAUUUACCGACAGCAUCAUUGGCUGAGUAGUGGAUGACGGAAGCUCGAGUGCUGCUUCUGUGAGCAAAGCAGAGCAACCUGGAAAGCAACGCAGCGCCAUCGGACUCCAGCGGACCCCACCAUCGACUAGGCUAAAAUCUACUGAUGCUCUCAACACAAUAUUCUCCCGCGGAAAACAUCGCAGUGCCAGACCACAACAACAACAACAUUAACAAAACCUCCUCCUCCUCCCUGUCCAGUCUGACUCGGAGAAGACUCGACAGUAUAUCACAACACAUACAUCCAGAUCAUACUCGCAAGAUGUCUGGGAAGGAGCCAGUAGGAGACUUCGGUCUCAUCGGCCUCGCGGUCAUGGGCCAGAACCUGAUCCUCAACGCCGCCGACCAUGGCUUCACCGUCGUCGCCUUCAACCGCACCGUCGCCAAGGUCGACCGCUUCCUCAACGACGAGGCCAAGGGCAAGAGCAUCGUCGGCGCACACAGCAUCGAGGAGUUUGUGCAGAUGCUCAAGAAGCCCCGACGGAUGAUGAUGCUCGUCAUGGCCGGCAAGCCCGUCGACGACUUCAUCGAGACCCUGCUCGGUGCUGGGAUCGAGGAGGGCGACAUCAUCAUCGACGGUGGUAACUCGCAUUUCCCGGACACCAACCGCCGCACGCACUACCUCAAGCAGAAGGGUAUCCGUUUCGUCGGUACCGGUGUGUCCGGUGGUGAGGAGGGCGCCCGUUACGGCCCGUCCAUCAUGCCGGGUGGUAACGAGGAGGCGUGGCCGUACGUCAAGGAUGUGCUGCAGAGCAUCUCCGCCAAGUCUGACGGCGAGGCCUGCUGUCAGUGGGUUGGUGACGACGGUGCGGGCCACUACGUCAAGAUGGUGCACAACGGCAUCGAGUACGGUGACAUGCAGCUGAUCUCCGAGGCAUACGACAUGAUGAAGCGCGGGCUAAAGAUGAGCGACAAAGAAAUGGGCGACGUCUUCUCGCAAUGGAACAAGGGCGUGCUCGACUCCUUCCUCAUCGAAAUCACCCGCGACAUCCUCUACUUCAACGACGACGACGGCACGCCCGUCGUGGAGAAGAUCCUCGACUCCGCGGGCCAAAAGGGCACGGGCAAGUGGACGGCCAUCAACGCCCUCGACAUGGGCCAGCCCGUGACCCUGAUCGGCGAGGCGGUGUUCGCGCGCUGCCUCUCCUCGCUCAAGGGCGAGCGCACGCGCGCCAGCCAGAAGCUGCACGGGCCCGAGCCGCACUUCACCGGCGACAAGGCCGAGUUCAUCAAGAACCUCGAGCAGGCGCUGUACGCAUCGAAGAUUAUCUCGUACGCGCAGGGUUUCAUGCUUAUGCAGAAUGCCGCCAAGGAGUACGGCUGGAAACUGCAAAAGCCCGAGAUCGCCCUGAUGUGGCGCGGCGGCUGCAUCAUCCGCUCCGUCUUCCUCAAGGACAUCACCAAGGCGUACCGCGAAAACCCCGACCUGGAAAACCUGCUCUUCAACGACUUCUUCAACAAGGCCAUCCACGACGCCCAGGCGGGCUGGCGCGACAUCGUCGCCAAGGGCGCCCAAUGGGGCAUCCCCACCCCGGCCUUCAGCACCGCGCUGUCCUUCUUCGACGGCCUGCGCACGAAGGAUUUGCCCGCCAACAUGCUGCAGGCGCAGCGUGACUACUUUGGUGCGCAUACCUUCCGCAUCAAGCCCGAGUACGCGAGUGAGAAGUAUCCCGAGGGCAAGGAUAUUCAUGUUAACUGGACCGGCCGGGGUGGCAAUGUGUCGGCUUCGACGUAUACUGCUUAAGCUGUCUCAUCAUGUAAAAGGGGGAAAGUGAGUAGGAGUGAGAUGUGUACGGAAGCGGUAGCUUGCUGGAGUCUGCAGCAUUGCGUGUGGCCGCGGCGAUACUACUGCUAGGUGGCUGGCAAGGUGAUGUUACACGCUUGCGGAUACGAGAUAGAUGUGGAUGAUGGUUGUAUCUAGCUGGAAAAUGAAAACGAAACUGCGCCAGAUACAGCAUCAGCGUGCCGUUCAUCGCGACGGGGUGUCUUGCUUGGUCUUCCAAGGCUCAACGUGAAGCCUUUGCGGCUGUGUUGCAUACAGGAAGACUGAAGGCGGGCUGUCACCAUUGCCUAGUGAGGUCGUCUUUUUGAAUCUAGCUGCCAACAACAUUGCAGGUCGGACUGGAU
Messenger RNA from Baudoinia panamericana UAMH 10762, 2250 nucleotides. RefSeq lists its product as uncharacterized. Gene Ontology annotation, cellular component: cytosol. The record is from RefSeq and is a predicted model, not a curated record. Lineage: Eukaryota; Fungi; Ascomycota; Dothideomycetes; Mycosphaerellales; Teratosphaeriaceae. The transcript is spliced from 4 exons. Bases 386 to 1867 code for a protein of 493 amino acids. Gene Ontology annotation, molecular function: phosphogluconate dehydrogenase (decarboxylating) activity; NADP binding. Gene Ontology annotation, biological process: pentose-phosphate shunt; pentose-phosphate shunt, oxidative branch.